AUGGCUCAUUUAAAAAAGUUUUCACUUGCAAAAAAAUUAAGUUAAAUACGUCAAAAUACUUAAUAAGUUUUUACUCCUUUAUUAUUUGCAACAGGGAAUGAUGAUUGUCUCUUUUAUUCAUCUGAUUUAGUAAUGAACUUUUCAUCAAAGAAAAUAAGAGAAAUGAAAAAUCUGCUAUUUACUAUUUAAACUUUAGAAAUACCUUAUUUAUGUGCUAAUUAAGUAGGAUUAGAAGAUAGAUAUUUUGGAAUUUAGUUUUAAAAAUAAAAUUUCAAAUGGUCAUUAAUUGAAGAAAAAAACUUAGAAUAAUAAAUAUGUGUCAAUCCUUUAAUUAUUAGUGUUUCUGAAACAACUACUGUUGAUUGGGAAACUAACAUAUGUUUUCCAUUUAUUCGUAGUUAAAUAGAGAGAUAUGAUCGAAUUCGUUUACAAUUUUAAACUCUAAAUGAUGAAUAAGAAUAGGAAUUUGAAGGUUUUAAUGCAAGAGUUGUAUAAUAGGCGAUUGGUAAUUAAAAAUAUAGUUAUUUUAGAUAGUUUAAACGGUUAUUAGAUACUUGAUCCUAGAAUUCAUUGUGGAAGAUGGGAAAUUAAUCCAAAAUGGAAAAAUGUCUUACCUAAAACAGAACUUACAAUUGACACUUAUAGAAUAGAAAUUUAAAAGUUAGUAAAGAGUAAUCCAGAAUGUUUUAGAAAAAGAUCUGUUAAAGAAUUGAAUAAAAGAGUUAAAGAAGAAGAUGAUGAGUUUUCUUUUGAAGCUAUGAUGAUGAAACGAUUAGAAAAGUAUAUAAAAAGAGAGAUGCUUGAACCUGCUGCAGCAGAUAUGGAGGGAUAAUAUAAAUAACAUAUUUUAGAUUAGAUAAAGAAUAUCAAGUGA
Paramecium sonneborni is the source of this 874-nucleotide messenger RNA. The record is from the annotation of a GenBank genome assembly. Lineage: Eukaryota; Ciliophora; Oligohymenophorea; Peniculida; Parameciidae.